AUGAAUUUCAAUGAAACAAGUCCAACUUUAAAUUGUGGGAAUAUUCUUCCCCAAUUUUUACAAGAAAAGGUAAUUAACCUGAAAAUUGGCGAAAAAACGUACAAUCAAGGAUGGGGAAAUUUAACAAUAGGAAGGUCCCAUUUUAAUGAUGUUAUUAUAAAAGACAAAUCAGUUUCCGCAUUUCACGCAAAUCUCGAGGUCUGCAGCAGAGGGAUUUUUAUCACAGAUCAUAACUCGACUAAUUUUACCUAUAUCAACAAUGUUCAAAUUCCUGCUCGGGAAAGAAUGGCUGUCUGUCAAGGAUCAUCACAAUCAUCAGUUAAAUUUGGUGAGGAAGAAGAUGAUAAUGAUGAUGGUGAUAAUAAUGAUAAUAAUGAUGAGACUUAUGACCCCGAUGUUGAUGAAGACGAUAGUACUGAUGAUAAUGAUAGUAAUAUUAAUGAUGAUAAUGAUGGUGUUCAUGAUAAGAGCAAAGAUUCGAAGUCUGAAUCAAAGACCAAGCGUCGAUACAAUUUGCGGAAAAAUACCAGAAAAUACUACCCGAAAUAA
Messenger RNA from Cotesia congregata, 549 nucleotides. The record is from the annotation of a GenBank genome assembly. Lineage: Eukaryota; Metazoa; Arthropoda; Insecta; Hymenoptera; Braconidae.